AUGAGUUUCUCCUCACCUCUCGAUGGCGGCGGGGCAGGCAGUGCCGCAGAACAGCGCGCCUCGUUGUUCACAGCUGCCGAGAACACAGAGUUUCAAGCGAUCUUAGCGGAGUGCAGCACCUUCCCAUCCUACGAGCGGCAAUAUCAAGAGGUGCUCAUGACGCUGGAGGGGGACGACGUCCUCGACAAGUUCCGCGCUGAGUACGAAGGCCUCCACCGAUCCUUGCUGCGCAGUCACGAGAGCGAGGGCCGGCUUCUGCGCAAGUGCACGGACCUGCAGAGCGACAUCGAGGCCUGCGCGGAGAGGGCGGUGACGGCGGCUGAGCUGACUUUGGGGGACCGUGACACCAUUGCCCACCUCAAGAGUGAGACGGAGCGUACUUCACACAGGUUGGUGCAGGUGAAAGAGAAAGAGGCCCAGCUGAAGGAGGCGAUCGACACGCUCAAGCGCGACAUCGCGGAGCAGCAGGCAAAGGCGCAGGAUCCGAUCGACAUUCCGGAGCAGGAGGCCGCUCUACGCAGUCUACGAGGCCUCCAUGAAGCUCUGCAGCGGGAGGAGGAGCAGCUGGUUCAACAGUUCCGUAGCGCCUCUCUCGACGUGGCCGCCACGCAGCGACGCAUCGCUGCACUGCUGAGCAACAAUUCCACCAAUGCUGCUGAACUCAGUCUUGUACGCGAGAUGAUCUCGAAGACGGAGGAGGAGGUGCAGACGGUGCUGGCGAGCAGGGCUGUGAAAGAGCAGGAGCUGAAGGCAGUGCGCGACACGAUCGCCCGCCGCAUCGCGUCCCACACCUCUCAACAGCACACCCUCGACGCGCUCGGCGAGGACCACGAGCGCAACGGGCAGGAGCUGCGCAACAUCAGGCACGAAGAGGCGCGGCUGACCGAAGAGUACCAGGGUGUUUGCCGUCAGCUGCAACACGUUAACACCGCUUUGCAGGAGUGCAGCGAGGAGAAUGAUCUGUGGCAGCGGCGCGCGCACGAGAAGGCGGCGGAGCUGCAGGCGUAUCAGGCCGCAGUCGUCUCCAUGCACAGGCGUUACAUCAAGGCGCAGAAGGUUGUUGAGGCACUGCAGCGGCGCAACGCCGUUACGGAGGAGCAGAGAUCGGAGCAGCUAACGAAGCAUCGCGAGUUGGCGACGCAACUGAAGAGCGAGGAGGCCGCUCUCGCCCGCGCGAAGCAGGCGGCCCACGCCACCACGCAAACGGCAGCGUCUGUCAAAGGGGAGGUCAACCUCUUGCAGCAGCAUAUCGCCGGCGAAGCGGCCGAGCAGCAGCGCAACGCCGCGUGGCUCGCGGAGAAGCUUGGGCAGCUGCGAGUGCUUGAGAGCGUGCUGGCAUCUUCCGAAGAGCACAUUCAGCGGACACACCAGGAGGUGUACGUAUUGGCGCAGGAGGCGGAGAUUAGCGAGGCAGGCGCGAAGAAGUACGCCUCUGCGUGUGCGCACCUCCUCAGCGACGUUGAAAACAAAGGCGCCAUGGUGGCCCAGUACGAGGAGCAGCUCACGGCGGUGGAGGCACGCGUCAAGCAGCAGCAGUCGCUACUCGAGUCCAUGGUGGGGGAGCGCAACACCUACACCUCGCACUACGACCAGCUGAAGCAAGGGCUCAGCGAGCAGCAGCAUCAGUUCACACUGCUAGUGGCGAAGGUGCAGUCCAUGCGCAGCGCCAUCGAGAAGCGGGAGAAGGAUGUGACGCUCGAGGCAGCGCACGUUCAGCUACUGCAGAAGCAGCAGAAGGACAUUGAGGUGCACGUGGUGGACUUCGAGCGCCGGGCUAACAAGAAGCAACUGUGUGCCGAGGCACUAGGGCAGGAGAUACGGCAACUUCGUGCGGUUCUCAGCGACGCAGCCGACGAGACGCGCCGGCAGCAGCGCCGCUGUCAUGAUGUCGUGCAUGAGAGGGACAUGCUUGACCGCCAAGUGACGGACCGCGCUGCGGAGGUGCAGGCGCUGUACGAGCAGGCGCACACAAAAGAGUUUCUUCUGCGGCGCCACGAGGCCCUCUACAAUGACCAGGCACAGCAGCUGGAGCACCUCGAGUACCAGACGGUGCAGUUUGCACAGCAGCUGGAGAAGAUGCGCACGUUCGUCGCCCGCCUGCCGGAGUUGCGCGUACUGCUGAAUAACGCAACACGUGAGCUGCAACGGGAGAAGGUGCGAGUGCAGGCGCUGCUCGAUGACGCGGCCCGCCCUGUUAACGUGCACCCGUACCACGAGCUGGCCUCGGCCGAGCCCGAGACGCACGCGCUGCUGCAGCGAGUUCAGAGGCUCCAGCGGGUGCUGGUCCAGCGCCGGAAUGAGCUCGAGGAGAAGGAGGCGGCCAUCCAGUCCGUGGAACAGCGCUACAUGAACGCCAAAGCCACCGUCGCGCAUCAGCCCGGGCCGGAGAUCGCGGAGCAGCUCACUGCCUAUCAGCAGAACCUGACGAAGAAGCACCAGGAUAUGCGGCAGAUGCAGGAGGCCCUCGAGUUCUUCAGGUCUCAGACGGACCACUUCAAGGCACGACACGAUGUGCUGCGAGAGCGGCUGGCCGACAUGAGCAAGGCGUACGCGGCGGAGAGGGCCGAAAAGGAGAGGCGCUCCAGUGCAGGCGUCAUCGCAGGUGCCCCGCCCAUUACACCGCGCCCCGACUCACCGUCUGCGACGCCCGAGCCGGUCGUAUACCGCGGCUUCGUGGCGCCUCCGCGUGCCGCCACCACGACGGCGUUUACGCCACACGCCAACCCCGGUGAGGGAUCGGACCUCCCCCUCCUUGGGGGUCCACACGAGAACGCGGGACAGCGGUAG
Leishmania braziliensis MHOM/BR/75/M2904 is the source of this 2787-nucleotide messenger RNA. RefSeq lists its product as hypothetical. The coding region runs from base 1 to 2787 and encodes 928 amino acids. The record is from RefSeq and is a predicted model, not a curated record. NCBI's taxonomy places the organism in Eukaryota, Euglenozoa, Kinetoplastea, Trypanosomatida, Trypanosomatidae. Gene Ontology annotation, cellular component: cytoskeleton. The transcript has a single exon.